Messenger RNA from Heterotrigona itama, 6981 nucleotides. The record is from the annotation of a GenBank genome assembly. NCBI's taxonomy places the organism in Eukaryota, Metazoa, Arthropoda, Insecta, Hymenoptera, Apidae.
UUAAAAGUACAAACUGCGAAUAGUAUGAACCACAUUAUGAAUAAUUUAUGUUUAAUAACUGUUCUUAAUAAAAAUAGUUAUCAAAAGCGAAUAAGAAUUAUAAACGGUCAAAUUUAUAGUAGAAAUCAUGUUGAUAAAAACCGAAGAUCUAAUUUCGUUCCCAUUUUGAAUUUUAUCGAACUUCAUCGAAGAAUCGCAAUCAAAGUUAAAAUAUUUCGAUUUAUCGAUCAAAAACGUUUAGACGAAUAAUUUAUUGAAAAUUUAAAAAGUUGAUAUUUUACAGUAAAUAAUUUUAAAUAAAUCAAUAUUGUAAUUAUUUCACACCCGAAAGAUUUAUGUGAUAAAUGAUUAUGUCUACUGUCUUGUAGAAAAUUAUGAUCUCACUAAAUCUUAACGCAUCAAAUUAUUAUACGAAUACAUAGUGCCAUAUUUUUUUUUCUUUACUUUAAAAUAAUAGUCUAUAUUUUAAUAAAAUUACUACUGUGGCCCAAUAUUGUAAAUUUUAAUAAUAGAACCAACCCUCUAACAUUCCAAACGUUCUGAAAUUAUAUUCGUAUAUUCACAUCUUGAGUGAACAAGUGGUGCAAUUAAUACUACUUCUCACAUAAUUUAAUGUUGCAACACACGAAUUCAAAAUGUACUUAUGUCAAGUUUUUACAAAAAAGAGUUUCAAAAACUCGGAAAAAUUAUUCAGAUGAUAUAACCUACAAGAAUGGAAUGUUUAAACUUAAACAGAGCGGCAGAAGUAGAAGUUAUAGAAAAUUUCAUCAAAACUCCCACUUUCAAAUUCAUACAACAUUACCCUCGCAGUCGCAAAUUAUUAUUGCAGGUGCGGGAACAGUGGCUAAUUCUGUUGCUUAUCAUCUUGUUGUUAAUGGAUGGAAUGAUGUACUUGUUCUGGAACAAAAUAGGAUUGGAAGUGGAACAUCCCAUUUUGGUUCUGGUACACUGGGUCUUUUCAAACCAAUAUCACACAGGAACUUAAUAUCCUACAGUAUUAAGUUGUAUCAACAACUACAAGAAAUGGGAUAUGAUAUAGGUCUAAAACAAUGCGGUAGCAUAUAUUUAGCUCAAACCAAAGAUAGAAUGAUAGCUUUAAAAAGAAGGAUGGCUUAUAAUGUACCCACAGGUUUACAUUGCGAAAUUUUAGGAAGAGAUCAACUGAAUCAGUUAUAUCCAAAUUUGCAUACUGAAGAUCUUGAAGGUGCAGUUUGGGUUCCUGAAGAUGCAGUAGCUAAUUCUAGUGCAAUUUGUAAUGUUUUAGCCAAAUUAGCAAAAAUUGGGGGAGCAAAAUACAUUGAAAAUUGCCAUAUAGAAGAAAUUUACACUGAAAAUCGAGCUAUAAAAAGUGUAAGAACUGAACAUGGAAUAAUUUCUUGCGAAUAUUUUGUCAACUGUGCAGGAAUGUGGGCACGAGAAUUAGGAUUAAGAUGUAAUCCACCAGUCAGAAUCCCAGCAUAUCCUGCAGAACAUUUUUAUGCAAUUACUCCUUCUUUCUCAUCUAAUACAAACAUGGCUUUGCCAUGUAUACGAGAUUUUGAUUCAUACUCAUAUAUGAGAGAGUGGAAAGGAGGUUUAUUAAUUGGAUGGUUUGAACCAGAAUCAAAACCUGCAUUUGAGAAUGGUAUUGUUCCUACAAAAGACUGGAGAAAUCAUCUUACAGUUAACACUUCACAUUGGAAACCUUUAUGGAAUAAAGUAGUACACAGAUUACCAAUUUUGAAAGAUGUACAACCAAACGUAUAUAACUGCCCAGAUAAUUUUACACCAGAUGGUAGAUGGAUAUUAGGAGAAAGUCCACAAGUAAAAAAUUAUUUUGUUGCUGUCGGCAUGAAUGGAAAUUCAUUACAAGGAGCAGGAGGAAUAGGAAAAGAAGUUGCUGAAUGUCUAAUAAAUGGUGAAUCUACACAAGAAAUACUUCCUUUUAAUGUACAAAGAUUUUUAGAUUUACAUGGCAGUAAACGAUAUUUACAACAAAGAACAAAGGAAAUUGUUGGAAGAAAUUAUGCAAUUUUAUAUCCUCAUCAAUGUGAAUAUAAAUAUGCUCGAAAACUACGUUGUUCGCCUUUGUAUUCUGUACUUGAGGAGAGAGGUGCAAUUUUUGGUGUCAAAAUGGCUUAUGAACGUCCACUUUAUUUUGAUUCAAAUUAUAAAAGGGACAAAAAACCAAUCAUGCCGCCAGGCAGUUUUUAUAAACCUAAAUUUUUUGAUUAUAUGAAAGAAGAAUUUGUAGCAUGUAAAGAAGGAGUGGGAAUAAUAGAUAUGAGCUCAUUUUCGAAGAUUGAAAUUAAAUCUAGUCGUUGGGAAGUUGUAAACUAUCUUCAACAAUUGUGUUCUAAUGAUGCAAAUAUACCAGUUGGUAAUAUAGUGCAUACAGGAAUGCAAAAUGAAAGAGGAGGAUAUGAAAAUGAUUGUAUUUUAGUAAGACAAGCUGAAAAUAGUUAUUUUAUGGUUUCACCUACGUCGCAACAAACACGCAUAUAUCAGUGGAUGUUUAGGUAAAAGAAGUAACAGAAAUCAAAAAUAAUAUUUACUUUAAUUUUAUAAAAAUUAUUCAUUUAUUGUGCAGACAUUUACCAGCUGACUAUUCAGUAGGUCUUAAUGAUGUAACAUCAAAAUAUACUGUUAUCAAUUUAGUAGGACCUAAAGCAACGGGAUUACUUUCAGAACUUUCCAAUUCUAAUAUUAAUUUUUCUCCUUUUACAUAUAAGGUAGUUUACAUUAAUUUCUAUUUAAUAUUUCAACAGUAAUAAGCGGAAUUAUAAUCAUGUAUGUAUAUCAAUUUUAUGCAUUUUAAUCUUAACAGAAUGUAAAUGUCGCGUAUGCUUCUGAUGUAAUGGUAAUGUCAUUCACACAUACUGGUGAAUCUGGUUAUUGUUUAUAUAUACCAUCAGAAUAUGCACUUCAUGUAUACUCCAGAUUAAUGGAGGUCGGUAAAGAUUACGGAGUACGAGAUGUAGGUGUACUCACACAACGUUUCAUGCGAAUAGAAAGAUUUAUUCCAUUUUGGGCUGAAGAAUUGACACCAUUUGUUACACCAUAUGAAGCUGGAAGUGGAUACAGUGUAAAAUUAGAUAAAGAAUAUUUCAUUGGAAAAUUUGCUUUACAACGUCAAAAAGAACAAGGCGUAUCAAAACGAUUGGUAUUAUUUAUCGUUAAUGAAUUAGAUAUCAAUAAGGAUGUAUGGCCAUGGGGUGGAGAGCCUGUUUAUCGAAAUAAUGAAUUUGUAGGAACUGUUACAUCAGCGGGAUACGGUUUCGCUACAGAGAAGCAUAUAUGUCUUGGUUUUAUCAGUCAUCCCAAAUCAAGACAUGUACAAACUAAUACAAGUAUUGUUACAACAGAUUUUAUAAUGGAUCCUAAAGCUCGUUAUGAAAUUGAUAUUGCUGGUAUUAGAUUUCCGAUUAAACCGCACAUUCGUCCAUUACCUCUACCAACUCUGAAUAGUAAAUUAAAUAAGAAAUAUAUUCCUACCCCUAUUGUAUCAUAAAAUAUCAUAUUAAAGCCACAUUUUUCAAUAAUAAUCUUUUAUUUCCUUUUAUUAUUAUUAUAUGAUUGAGAUUUUAAUCAUUAUAAUUUUUAAUUAAAAUAAAAUGAAAAAUAGGGUUUUAAUUCUUGAAAGAUUAUUUUCUCUAGAAAUUUAAAUAUAUUUAUAACUGUAAAAAUGUUUAAACUAUAUGUUGUAUUGUAAUUAAGUAUCUACCAUUGUCUAACAAGCUAUGUCCUUUAAAUUAUUCUAUUCAUAGUUUGUAAAAAUAUAAAUAUUUUAUCCAAUUAAUAUACUAAUUCGAUGCAAUUUGAAUAUUUACAACUUAAUCAUUAUCAAUUAAUAAAGCGUUUGUAAUACUACAAAUAGUACAAUAAGUUUUGAUCUAAAAAUAUAUAUGUAAAACUAUAUCUGCUUUAUUUAUUAUUAUAUUAAAUUAGCAUACAUUUAAAUAAAUUUAUUUAUAGCAGAUACAUAUUUAUACAAAGUUUAAAAGGCCAUCGAACAAUUUAAACUAUUAUUUUUUCAAAAUAUGUUAUACAUAUAUACAUUAAAAUAAUAACUAAAUUUUCUGAAGCAAUUAUAUAUCUUAUGGUUCAAUCUUUUACACAAAACAUUUAUACGACAAGAAUUUUUACAAAUAUUUUUCAUUCUUAAUAGAAAUUAUGUAUAUAAUUUACCAACAUUUAUAAUUGUGUAUGUAAAUUAUAUAUUUGUCUAAUACAAUUAUUUUUCCAUUUCAACAAUUGAAUAUAUUAGCUAUCAUAAAUAUAAGUAUGUAAGAUAUUUACUAUCAUUUAUGAAAUUUUUUUGUAUAUGAAUAAAAAAAAACUUUUAUACGUAAUAAGCAAAAUGACUAUUAUGAAAACUUCAUCAUAUUAAUCAUUUUAACAGUGCAUAAAAAAUACUGCAGUGUUAACAUUAGAAUAAUUAUAUGAUUUUUGAUCUAAAAAAUGUAUAUUCAUAUACAUUGUUACCUUCUUAAUAUCUUCAAUAAUACAUACUUAAUUUUAGCUGUCGGUUUUUUAGAAAAUUUAUUUUUACAAAUAUUUCAAUAUCACCUUAUGAUGCCCAUGCUUCCAAUUCUUUCAAAUCUUCAUCUUCUUCUGGUUUGGCUUCUACAAGUCCUAGCUGGGGCAGUUGGAAUAGCAGUAGCUGGAACAUUUGGUAGUUCAUCAGUAGGUUCAAUACCAAGCAAUUCUUUAUCAAGUUGUUCUUGUUCAAGCUCUUCCAAUUCUUUUUCUAAUUCUUCUUCAUCUACGUCAUUUCCAAAUGCUACAGGAUUAGAGAUCGCAUCAGAAAUUUCUCUUGCUACAUCCUGUUGUUCGGCUAUGUCAUCCAUCAUAUCGUGUACUUGAUCAACAUCCAUGUGUUGAUGAACAGAUUUUAAUGCAUCUGCUGCAUUUUUCAUGGUAGUAAGUACAGCAGUAUUAGUAUUUGCACAUUCAAGUGCUUCUCUUUGACUUUCAAUUGUAGUAAGUGUACCAUCAAUUUGUUGCAACUGUUUUUCAUAACGUUUCUUUCUUUUAAGAGCCUGAAUUGCAGCUCUUUUGUUUUUUGUUCCAUUUUUCUUGGCAACUUGUAUUUCAAGCUCUAUUUUACUUUCGAGAAAAUCCUGUUUCUUUAUCAACAUAUCCUCUGUUUCGCGUAAUUUUUGUAUCGCCUCGGCUGUUGAUAAAGCUGCCGCUUCCUUUUUACCACCAAAUAUUUUACUAAAGAAACUCAUUGUCUUAAGUUCUACUUCGAACUUAAAUUAUAACCAACAAUCUUGAACACGAUAAACACUCCUCGUGCAAAAUCAACAGGCCAGAGUACUAUACUAAUCAAAUACCAAUCGCCAUAUUUCCUUUUGGCAUUGAUAUACGUCAUGACUCAUCGUUAGGUUACUAUGAAAUUUAGUUUCAUUCAAUUUAUCGGAAUCUAGGAACAAUCAAAUUUUUCGUUUCUAGAAUUUAUUUUUUAAACUCGUAAUAAUAAUUACAAUAUAUGAUUACGAUCUAGUUUAAAAAAUAAGCUAAUUUAAAAAGUUACGUACAUGUGAAACAUUUACCUAAUGGAGAAACAACUCAAAGUCGCUUAGCAGAAGCUUUAUAUGGAACACAGACUGAAAAUAAAAUGCUACCAGGAUUUGAUCAUAAUCGGGAUGAUGUUGAAUAUUAUCGUGUUCAACAAGAUAUUGACUGUGACGAAGUAUAUCCUGGAAUAUACAUUGGUGAUGCUGCCACAGCAAAAAAUAAAAAAUACCUCAAAAUGUUGGGUAUAACACAUUUGCUUAAUGCUGCUGAAGGAAAAAGAUUUGGAUGUGUAAAUACUAAUAAAAGUUAUUAUUCUGACACAACAAUAAAAUAUCUUGGAUUGCCACUUAUUGACAUGUGCACUACAGAUAUUAGCAAAUAUUUUGAUACUAUUGCAGACUUUAUCGAUGAAGCUGUUUCCACUGGAGGUAAAACUUUUGUUCACUGUAUGUUAGGAAUUUCACGUAGUGCAACAUGUGUGUUAGCAUAUUUAAUGAUCAAAAAAGGAAUGUUAGCCACAGAUGCAAUUCGAACAGUUCGCAAAAAUCGUUUUGUCCAACCAAAUAGCGGUUUUCUUCAUCAGUUAGCACAGUUAGACAAUCAAUUACGAAGACAGCGUUGAGUGAAUGCAGCUUUGUUAAAGUUAUGAAAUUUGUAAACAAUACAUAAUGCAUCGAAUUCUAUAGAUAUAUAUGUGUCUCUUUAUAAAUAUAAUAUAAAUAAUUCUUGAUACAUAUCUUUGUAUAUACAGAAGAACUCGAAAACUUUUGGUUAAAUUUUAAUAUCAGUUUCAUCAUUUUAUAGAGCAUUUCUCGAGCAAGGUUUAAAUGUGUGAAACAUUAAUUUUUACAUAGCAUAAAAUAAAAUCCGUGACAAAAGGAAAUCAAGCUAAAGAAAAAAUGGUUGUCUGAGUAAUCUCUUGGCUUAUGUUUGAAUUAUUAAUAAAUUAUAUCAGAAUAAUGUAUGGAAGACUCAAACGUAAAAGAUUAUACAAAAAUGUUUGAGACAGCGUACAUCUAUUUUUAAAAGAUAGCCCACAAUAAUCAUUUUUGUUUUAUAGUUUGCAAUAAAAAAUUAACGUUAAACUUACAAAUCAUUUCUUAAAAUUAUCAUAGUCAAUCUUUAUAAAAUAAAUUAUUCAUUAAUUUUAAAUAUUUAAUUAUACUUUUGUAAUCGUGAUAAUUCUGUAUACAAAAAUAAGUUGAGAGAAAGGAAUGACAUUUUUUCAUUUAAAUAAAGAGAAUAAAUGAAAAAUGUAAAAUAAAAUUUUUCUACAAGAUACUUAAAUUUAAAUAUUUAUCAAAUACAUUAUACCAAACUAUUUUAAUUAAUACAUAUACAAACUAUUUUUAAUUAAACAGGUUCAAACUCUAUUUAAAACAAAUCAAAAUUUUUGACUUAUUUUUGUACACAGAAUAAUCUCCUAUUAAUAAUACAUCUUUAUUCAGUCCGAAAUUAGCUAAAUUUAAGGAUGCUUGA